Messenger RNA from Psylliodes chrysocephalus, 1203 nucleotides. The record is from the annotation of a GenBank genome assembly. NCBI's taxonomy places the organism in Eukaryota, Metazoa, Arthropoda, Insecta, Coleoptera, Chrysomelidae.
AUGGUUUUGGAACGUUUUGGAUGGUGUUGGAUGGUUUUGGACGGCUUUGAAAAAUUAAUAGAAAAAUUAAUAGAAAAAUUAAUAGAAAAAUUAAUAGAAAAAUUAAUAGAAAAAUUAAUAGAAAAAUUAAUAGAAAAAUUAAUAGAAAAAUUAAUAGAAAAAUUAAUAGAAAAAUUAAUAGAAAAAUUAAUAGAAAAAUUAAUAGAAAAAUUAAUAGAAAAAUUAAUAGAAAAAUUAAUAGAAAAAUUAAUAGAAAAAUUAAUAGAAAAAUUAAUAGAAAAAUUAAUAGAAAAAUUAAUAGAAAAAUUAAUAGAAAAAUUAAUAGAAAAAUUAAUAGAAAAAUUAAUAGAAAAAUUAAUAGAAAAAUUAAUAGAAAAAUUAAUAGAAAAAUUAAUAGAAAAAUUAAUAGAAAAAUUAAUAGAAAAAUUAAUAGAAAAAUUAAUAGAAAAAUUAAUAGAAAAAUUAAUAGAAAAAUUAAUAGAAAAAUUAAUAGAAAAAUUAAUAGAAAAAUUAAUAGAAAAAUUAAUAGAAAAAUUAAUAGAAAAAUUAAUAGAAAAAUUAAUAGAAAAAUUAAUAGAAAAAUUAAUAGAAAAAUUAAUAGAAAAAUUAAUAGAAAAAUUAAUAGAAAAAUUAAUAGAAAAAUUAAUAGAAAAAUUAAUAGAAAAAUUAAUAGAAAAAUUAAUAGAAAAAUUAAUAGAAAAAUUAAUAGAAAAAUUAAUAGAAAAAUUAAUAGAAAAAUUAAUAGAAAAAUUAAUAGAAAAAUUAAUAGAAAAAUUAAUAGAAAAAUUAAUAGAAAAAUUAAUAGAAAAAUUAAUAGAAAAAUUAAUAGAAAAAUUAAUAGAAAAAUUAAUAGAAAAAUUAAUAGAAAAAUUAAUAGAAAAAUUAAUAGAAAAAUUAAUAGAAAAAUUAAUAGAAAAAUUAAUAGAAAAAUUAAUAGAAAAAUUAAUAGAAAAAUUAAUAGAAAAAUUAAUAGAAAAAUUAAUAGAAAAAUUAAUAGAAAAAUUAAUAGAAAAAUUAAUAGAAAAAUUAAUAGAAAAAUUAAUAGAAAAAUUAAUAGAAAAAUUAAUAGAAAAAUUAAUAGAAAAAUUAAUAGAAAAAUUAAUAGAAAAAUUAAUAGAAAAAUUAAUAGAAAAAUUAAUAGAAAAAUUAAUAGAAAAAUUAAUAGAAAAAUUAAUAGAAAAAUUAAUAGAAAAAUUAAUAUAA